CAACCAGAUGAAAGUGAGAGAGAGAUUGGGCUGUUUGAACAUGCUAGAGGGGAAGAGAGAGAGGCAGAGGGAGAGCGAGAGGGACAUUUUCAGGACUGAGGAAAUAGAAGUGUUACUACUGGGUUGUGCUGCCUGGUGCUAGAAGACUGACAUGGAGAAUAUGCAUCGCCCCACAGCACACACAGACACCGGACACCACGUCAAAUGGGAUUUUCAAAGGCCUCACUAUCAGCGGUGAUUUUUCCACUUCUCCCAUUCUUUUUUUAUUUUUAUUUUGCGCUGCCUACUCUCUCCUUAUUUUUGUGUGUGGAUCCCCCUCCCUCCACCACUUCUGUCCCUCUCCAUUUCCAAAGGAGGGAUCUGUGAAUCAAGUGCAACAGAAGAAGAACAUGAGUCUCGGGGAAUGAUGCCGCUGCCGUUUGUGCCACCCUCCCUGUCGCCAUGACGAUGCCGCUCAGCCCCCUCUCCAGUGACGAGGAGCAGCAAAGGAUGCUGGGAAACAAUAGACAUCUAUAUCCUGGGGCAGAGGACGAGGAAGAGGAGGAGGAAGAUGAAGAAGAGGAGGGUGAGGAAGAUGACCGUGAGGAGGAGGGAGAAGAUGGGGAGAAUGGAGAGCUGGAGGGAGAAGAGGAGGAAGAGGAAGUGGAGGAAGUCAGGCGAGGAGGAGGCAUGUCGCGAGGAGGCAGGGAUGAGGGGCACAGGCAAUUAGGCAAAAUGGCUGGACGACCCACAGGAGACAGACAGAUACAACCCGGCAACAUCGGGCACACAGUAAACCCUUAUUCGUCCAACCAUGGACCCACCCAUCAACAGCCAGCCAAUCAGCAGCAGCAGCAGAAGAGGCUGAGAGAGCAUAGCUCCAGCAGGGCGCCGUCAGAGGACGCCCACAUCGCCAUGAUGGUGUUCCGCAUCGGCAUCCCCGACAUCAAACAGACGAAGUGUUUGCGGUUCAACCCGGAUGCGACCGUUUGGAAGGCCAAGCAGCAGGUGCUAUGUUCUCUGACCGAUUCGUUGCGGGACGUGUUGAACUACGGCUUGUUCCAACCAGCCACCGAAGGCCAUGACGCCAAGUUCCUGGAGGAGGAGAAGAUGCUGAGAGAGUACCCACAAUCCUUUGAGAAGGGGGUACCAUAUCUGGAGUUUCGUUACAAGACCAGAGUGUACAAACAGACCAAUCUAGAUGAGAAACAGCUGGCUAAACUGCACACUAAGGCCAGUCUGAAGAAGUUCAUGGACUACAUCCAAAGUGGCUCUGUGGACAAGAUGGCCAAGUUCUUGGACAAAGGGCUUGACCCCAACUACCAGGACCCUGACACGGGAGAAACCCCCCUGACGUUGGCGGUGCAGUGUGAGCCGGGGGGAGGGGAGGCCAUACGGGGACUGGUGCUGGGAGGGGCUCAUCUUGAUUUCAGGUCCAAGGACGGACUCACACCUCUACACAAGGCUGUCCGCAGCCACUGCCACACAGCCUUGCUGACCUUGCUGUCUCUGGGUGCGUCUCCGGACUAUAAGGACCGGCGGGGGCUGACUCCGCUCUACCACACUGUGCUGACAGGGGGAGACACCUCCUGCUGUGAGACCCUGCUCCACCACCGCGCCAAGCUGGCCGUCAGGGACGAGAACGGCUGGGAUGAGACACACCAGGCCUGUCAGAAUGGCAACGCCCAGCAUCUGGAGCACCUUCUUUUUUACGGGGCAGACUCCACUUCCCAGAAUGCCUCAGGAAACACUGCCUUGCACGUUUGUGCUUUAUACAACAAGGACAGCUGUGCACGAAUUCUACUUUACAGGGGAGCCAAUAAAGACACAAAGAAUAACAGUGGACAGAACUCAUUUCAGGUGGCUGUCAUGUCCGGACAUUUUGAGCUAGGAGAGAUUAUCAAAAACCACCGGGACACAUAUGUAGUACCUUUUCUUGAGUCUCCCAAAUACGCCCCUCAGAGGCGAGAGAGUGCGCCGCGCACCCUGGCGCUGCCCCACCCUCACCCCUUCCUGCGUGCCAACAGUGAUAACAGUAUGAACCUGCCUGACUGGAUGGCACUGCCCAAUACACCAGGCUCCAACAUUGUGUCUGUACAGGGCUAUAAGCAUUCAGGUACCAUGCGUAGCUCCAGUAGUCCCCGUGGGGCGCGGACUCGCUCCCCGUCCCGAGGGAGAGCAGGGGAUAAGGAGGACAGGAGUCAGCAGAGUCGGAGGCAGGGAGGAGGCGGAGGGGGAGGAGAAGGAGGGGAAGCAGGAGGAGGAGCAGGAGGGGCGGGGUCUGUCAGCAGCAAUACGGUUACGGCAGCAGGGGGCCAGCGGAGGCGUCUCUACAGCGCCGUCCCAGGACGUGUGUUUGUGGCCACGCGCUCCCACUCCGCCCAGGGAGACAGAGAGAUUAGCAUCAGCAAGGGAGACAAAGUCAAAGUGCUGAGUGUGGGCGAGGGAGGCUUCUGGGAGGGCACGGUUAAGGGACGGACCGGCUGGUUCCCCUCAGACUGUGUAGAGGAAGUGGCAGUCCGUAGCCAGGACAACCGCUCAGAGAGCCGCAGUGAGAAAGCCAAGAGACUGUUUCGUCAUUACACCGUGGGCUCCUACGACAGCUUGGACGCUCCCAGUGACUACAUCAUCAAGGAGAAGACAGUGCUUCUGCAGAAAAAAGACAGUGAGGGUUUUGGCUUUGUGCUGAGAGGAGCCAAGGCUCAGACCCCCAUCGAGGAGUUCACUCCCACCCCAGCCUUCCCAGCACUGCAGUACCUGGAGUCUGUCGACGAAGGAGGCGUGGCCUGGAGAGCCGGUCUGAGAAUGGGAGACUUCCUCAUUGAGGUGAAUGGUCAGAAUGUGGUGAAGGUGGGACACAGGCAGGUGGUCAACAUGAUCAGGCAAGGUGGAAACGCCCUCAUGGUCAAGGUUGUCAUGGUAACACGCAACCCUGACAUGGAGGAUGGCCAGAGAAAGAAAAUCCCCCAGCAGAGUAAAAGACUAAGCACUCCGGCCAUCGCUCUCCGCUCCAAAUCCAUGACCUCAGAACUGGAGGAGAUGGCUGCUACCCCCUGGAAAAAAAAAUCAGAAUUCGAGUCUUCACAAGUUACAGAGAAGAAGAGGACAGUCUAUCAGAUGGCUUUGAAUAAGCUAGAUGAGAUCCUGGCAGCAGCUCAACAGACAAUCAGCACCAAUGAGGGGCAAGGGACGCGGGGUCAGGGGGGAAGGAGAGACAGGAGCCGGGGCUCCUUUUACGCCAAUGAGCCAAAUUACGACCAAUCAGAAAUGGGGAUGACAGGGCUGGGCUAUGACCGCGCCCAGUUCACAUCAGGCCACGCCCCUCCACACGGUAUGCUGCGACAGAAAUCCAUCGGGGUGACUGAAGAGGAGAAGUCCCAUCUCAAUCCUCCAGCCAUGAAGUUUGCCCGAAGUCUCUCGGUUCCCGGCCCAGAUGACAUCCCCCCGCCCCCCACCACCGCCCCGCCAGACCCCCCCUUCUCCUCCGCCCCACCCCUGGGCUGGAGAGGGGGCAAGUCUUCCCAGCAGCCCUCGGUGGCCGUGUCCCAGUCCACUUCCACGGCAGCCCACUACCAGCUCUACUCUCAGUCUGUGCACUUCACCCACGCGGGCCGCGAAAGGGCAGGGGGGUCCAGUACCGGCGCUGGAGGAGGAGGGGUGGACCACACGCAUCAGUACUCUAAUGCCCCCGCCCACUCCGCUCAGAGCAGGACUGCCUCUAGGAAAGGGGGCUACCCAGGGGAGCCUGUUGGAUCAGGAGGGGGAGGAGGAGUGGGGGGGGGCAAGGCUGCAGGUCUAAGGAGGGGCUACAGUAACGCCGCCCCACCUUCAGGCAGUGCCACAGUGAUGCCCCAGCAGCAGCAGACCACCCAGAGCCAGCAGCAGAGGGCAGACCGCAGUGCGGCUGUGGGGGCUGGAGAGGGGGUACCUAAAGGAGGGGGGGCGCGGAGAGGGAAGGGCCCUCUGGUGAAGCAGUCCAAGGUGGAGGACCUGCGGGCUGGCCAGGGCACGCUGGGGGGCAAGGCCCCAGUGGAGAAGAGCUCCAUCCCCAUCCCCACCAUCAUAGUCAAGGCCCCCUCCAUCAGCAGUGGCAGUGGCCGCAGCAGCCAGGGCAGCAGUGUGGAGGCUGAGCCCACCCCACCAGGGGAGACUGACAGAACCCAACCCCUCCACGGACCCCCUUCCACCCCAGCCCCGCAACCCCCUGCUCCCCCCUCCAUUCCGGCCCCUCCACCGCCCUCCCUCCGAGGCCAGGAUAGUGACUUCACCAGCCAGUUUGGGGCGGCCAUCGUGGGCGCAGCCCGCCGGGACAGGGAACGCUUCCAUGAGGCCCGCAGGAAGAGCGCCUCCAUCUUCAUGUCUGCCGAGGAGGAGGUGGGGCCAGGGGGGGGAGGAGGUGGAGGGGCAGGCAGGACUCAGGCCUCCCAGCAGCAGCAGUUCAGCCCCCAGCCCGGUGGCCCCUCCCCACGCCUCCGGCCCUCCAAGUCCAUCGACGAGGGCAUGUUCUCUGGGGACACCUUCAUCCACCACACCCGCAGCAUGCCCCCUGCCUUCGGCCUGCCAGAGUACUCCUCCCCGGCUCCAGACUACCAGCCCAAGUCUGUUCCGGCUGACUUCUACGGGUCGUCAAGCCGGCAGCAGGUCCCCUCUGGCACCACCUUCAUCCACCCCCUGACAGGAAAGGUCCUGGACCCCUCGUCCCCCCUGGGCCUGGCCCUGGCUGCCAGGGAGCGGGCCCUGAAGGACGACGGCAGAAUGAGGAGGGAGAGAGGGACCGAGCACCAGUUUGUACGACAGAUGUCCAGUGUGGUGGCAUUCCCCUCCCAGGCCACCUCCCCCACGCCGGCUUCCUCAGCCACCCAUUCCUCCAGCUCCUCCUACCUGGUCACCUCCUCCUCCCUAGCCGCCACCACCUCCUCCACUGGCCGACCCCCCUCCCCCAGGAUCCUCAGGGGUGCAGGCUGGGGCGAGGAGGGGGGAGGAGGGGAGCGGGAGAGGGAGGGUGGCGGGGCCAGAGAGGGGCUGAGGGUGCGCUUCUCUGAGGACAAAACAGUCCACACGCAUCACUACCAGUCCCAGCACUACCAAACCACCUACAGGGAGGAAAGACAGAGAGAGAGGGAGAGGUCGAGAGAGAGGGAGAGGUCGAGAGAAAGAGAGCGGGACAGAGAGGGGUACAUGAGGCAGCAGACAACCCCUACCCAGCAGCCCCCUCAGCUGUCGUCCCAGCAGCCUCGCCAGGCCUCUUUUCUGAGGAUGGAGAGCGAGGCAGGCUACAUCCUGUCUCUCACCCCUCCAUCUCCCCCCGCUACAGCCGCCCCGUCUCACCCUCAGGGGGGAGGGGGUUCUGGGGGCAGUGGCCUCAUGGUUCUGCCGCCCCCUGCCCCCUCGGUGGAUGUGGAUGAUGAGUUUGUGUUUGCGGACCCACUGCCCCCUCCGCUGGAGUUUGCCAACAGCUUUGACCGGGGUGGAAUGUCAGGUUACACACACCGCGCCAUUAUCAACAACCUGGCCUCCCGCCAGCAGCAGCCCCCACCGCCUCCCCCUCCUCCCCCACCACCCCCCCCAAAAGACAUGUUUAUCAGUGGGUUCCCGGCCCACACCCCCCUACCCUCCCCACAGGCGGGGGACUCCACCACCUCCAGCCUUACCUCCUAUGACAGUGAGGUGGCCAACCUGACCCAGUCAGGAAACUCCCCCACUCAGACAUCACCCAACCCCCUUCCUCCACCCUCACCCUCCAGCCUCCAGCCCACAGGACCCCCGCCUCCCUCCUCUGUCUCCCCCCCACCCCCACCCAGCUCCUUUCACAGACCCUCCCUUGCCAUGACCCACUCUCACCACCUCUACAACAGCACGCACACCGGGCGCUCCUCCCCUUCCCAUGGGCGUUCCUCCCCCACUCCUCCUCCCAAAGGUCGCUUCUCCCCCACCCAGGGUCGCUCCUCCCCCACCCAGGGUCGCUCCUCCCCCACCCAGGGUCGCCCCUCCACCAUCCAUAGGAGCUCAUCCCCCACCCCUCCUCCCCACUCCAUUGCAGGGCCCCCAUCUUACCGUGGUCCCCCUCCCAUCUCCUCCACCGCAGCCUCCUCUGGCCCCUUCCGGGGCUCUGCAGCCCUGACCUCCACCGCUCCCUGUACCACCACCACCACCACCACCACCACCGCUGCCACCACCACGAGGACCUCAGUCCAGCCCCACCAGGACAGUACACACCCAGCCCCUUCUGGUUCUACAGCGGCCGGCCGCAGGAUAGGGGAGCACCACCCUCACCCCACAGCCAAGGCAGGUGAGUCCCAGGAGACGGUGGUGGACUCUGGGAUAGAGGAGCUGGACAGCCGCAGCAGCAGUGACCACCACCUGGACAACAUCCUGGCCAUGAGCGGAGGAGCCAGAGAGAGGCUGGAAGAGAGGCUGGAGAGAGGGAGGGAGGGAGGAGGGGAGGGAGACAGGGCGGGAGGAGCAGACCUCCUGGAGUCGUACAUGAGCUACCUGGAUGGACAGACAUUUGACAUGCACAACGCCACGGCCGCCGUCUCUACCUACCCCAAAUCAGGCAGGUUCAGGGAGGGGGGCCGCGCGGCCGAACUACGCAGAGAGACCAGUACCGCCCCGCCCUCCUUCCAGUCACACAGACGGAGGGAGGAUGAGGAAGAGGAGGAGGAGGAAGGAGAGGAGGAGGACGAUGGAGGACGGGAGGGUUAUGGGAUGACACAGAAUUUGGGGCGUCCCACGUCACCUUACUUUGACCGGCCCCGGACCCCUGAGAUGAAGCCUCUGUGGGGGUCAGAGGGUCAGUUAGUAGGGGACCAGGGGACCUACCUGGAGGGCCGGAGGCUGUACCCCCCCAUGUCCAGCAUGAAGGCCAGCAUCAUCAAUGAGCUCAGCAACAAACUGCAGCAGAGAGGGAGCCAGAGAUCGCUAAGUAGACACAGGUUUUCAGAAGACUCCGCCUCGGCCCUGAGUCCCCCCUCAGUUCGUUCCCUGUCCCCCUCCCCUAUCCACCACUCCCAGCCCGCCCUGUCCCUGUCCCCCACCCCUUCCUCCCAGUACCCCAACUGGAACCGUCCUCCGUCCCCCCAGCCCCCUGUGGCUGCCGUACAGCCCCCUCCACGCUCCCACUCCCCCCUGUCCUCCCCCACCUACUCCCCUUAUCCCACCUCCCCUAAACACCGGCCUGUGUAUCGCACCAAAGCCUUGGAGUUCCAGUUCAUUCCAAGUAGAGAGUCUAGGAAGGCAGAGUCCCACCACCUGCAGCGUAGGAGAGCUCCCAGUCCCCUCAUCUCCCCCUCAGAGAGGCCCAAACUGGGUCCCCCCCGCCCCUCCUCCCUCCCCCUCCUCCCCACCACACCCCUCUACAGCAGCCUCUACGAGCUCCGUGGCUCUAUGACCCCGCCCUCGCCCGCUAACCACAUGGGGGACCCCUACUUCUCCCCCUCCCCUCCUCUCUUCGCCCCCUCUGACGCCCCUCCUCCACCAAACGCCUCCCUGUUGGUUUCUCGCUCCCUCUCCCCCACCCACUUUUUAUCUGGUAGCUCAUCCCCUCCCCUGCACCCUCUCCCCGCUCCCCCCUGCCUGAGCUACCCCCACCUCCCUCCCCCGUCCCCCUCCAAGCCCUUUGCCUCCAAGCCACUGCCUUAUUGGACCAAAUACGACGUGGCUGAUUGGCUGGGAUACCUGAACCUGGGCGAGCACAGGGAGCAUUUCCUGGACAACGAGAUCGACGGCACUCACCUGCCCUCCCUCACCAAGGAGGACUAUCUGGACCUGGGGGUGACGCGCGUCGGACACCGCAUGAACAUCGAACGUGCUCUGAAGAGAGUGUCUGACAGGCUCUCCAGCUCUCCUUUUCCCAUUUCUGCUCUGUCACCACGAGGAAGAAGGGAUGAUGGGAGUCGGAGCUGAAAAGACAAACAUAAAGAGAAAGGACGGGGGAUGCAGUCGGUGAAGGAACAGGAGAGAGAGAGGCCACAACUGCUGCUAUCCAUGAUGGAUUCACACAACAAAAGCAGAGGACCUGAUUUCACCCAGAGGGAGGACCAAUCAGGAAAAGAGAGGGGAAAUGAGGGAUGGAAAAAGGGCUGACCAAUGCCUGGUACUCAGGGCCUGGUAGCUGACUCACACAGAUCCACUCGCAUGCACACAAAUACAGUAACACACACAAGCACUGACUCUGUCAACACACACACACAAACACUACGAGGAUGAGAUGACAAUGUAGAUUGAGGAAACAAAUAACAAUAGGAGUAAAAUAGUGACAAAACUUAGCCCAAAAUAUUGAGAGAAACAAUCAAAUGUUGUUUAGCUUUUUCAUCAGUUUCUAGUGUUGUCAGGGAAAGAGAGAACGAGGAUUGUCCUCAUUAUUAACACGAGUUAGUGCUUUCUCCUCCUGUCUUCUCUGGGUAGCUCUAGUUCCUCCUCUCUACCCUAGGGUUAGGUAGCUCCUCCUCUCUACCCAAGGGUUAGGUAGCACCUCCUCUCUGCCCUAGGGUUAGGUAGCUGUCUAGCUCCUCCUCUCUACCCUAGGGUUAGGUAGCUGUCUAGCUCCUCCUCUCUACCCUAGGGUUAGGUAGCUGUCUAGCUCCUCCUCUCUACCCUAGGGUUAGUUAGCUGUCUAGCUCCUCUCUACCCUAGGGUAAGUUAGCUCCUCCUCUCUACCCUAGGGUUAGGUAGCUGUCUAGCUCCUCCUCUCUGCCCUAGGGUUAGGUAGCUCCUCCUCUCUACCCUAGGGUUAGGUAGCUGUCUAGCUCCUCCUCUCUGCCCUAGGGUUAGGUAGCUCCUCCUCUCUACCCUAGGGUUAGGUAGCUGUCUAGCUCCUCCUCUCUACCCUAUGGUUAGUUAGCUGUCUAGCUCCUCUCUACCCUAGGGUAAGUUAGCUGUCUAGCUCCUCCUCUCUACCCUAGGGUUAGGUAGCUGUCUAGCUCCUCUCUACCCUAGGGUAAGUUAGCUGUCUAGCUCCUCCUCUCUACCCUAGGGUAAGUUAGCUGUCUAGCUCCUCCUCUCUACCCUAGGGUAAGUUAGCUGUCUAGCUCCUCCUGUCUACCCUAGGGUUAGGUAGCUGUCUAGCUCCUCCUCUCUACCCUAGGGUAAGUUAGCUGUCUAGCCCCUCCUCUCUACCAUAGGGUUAGGUAGCUGUCUAGCUCCUCCUCUCUACCCUAGGGUAAGUUAGCUGUCUAGCUCCUCCUCUCUACCCUAGGGUAAGUUAGCUGUCUAGCUCCUCCUGUCUACCCUAGGGUUAGGUAGCUGUCUAGCUCCUCCUCUCUACCCUAGGGUAAGGAUUAGGUACAGUAGCUGUCUUGCUUGACUGUUGUUGGCUCCAUAGCUGGCUGUUCAGAUGUGUUCAGUUUCAGUAGAGACUCCCCUUACAGUUAGUGGAGUGCAGUCAAUGAAAACCUGUGUGAGUGAAUAGAAAUGUUAAGAGCUCUUUGUCUGAGUGAAUGUUAUUGCUGGAGCGAUUUAUUGGGAUGAAUAUUCAUGUCCAUAUUCUGUAGUUCAGAAUAUGGGCAUGAAUGAGACAAGGUGGCAGCCUACAUGCAUGUCUUGGGUAAUGUCGUAGGUGGAGCACCUCUUGUAGGGGUCAGUGUGUCAUCGGCGUAGCCCCUACCUGUUGGACUGAAUGAUAUGACUGGUCCCCUGUUGGAAAGAGCUUGAUGGGUAAAUCCUCACUUGACUGUAGUGGCUGUGUAUGAAGGAAACCUGUCUGUAUGACUGUGUGUGAUUGGUUGUCUGUUUUUACCUCACCAAUGGGAGGGCUCCAUGCUCACUGAAGGCCCUUCGAUAAGGACCUGUAAACACAUUCUAUUUCUCUAUAGCUUCUUUAUCAUCUUAAGUCUUAUAACGGCAUAUUAUAUACAGACUGGUCACUGUAUUACAAAUCUGUAGCAAAAAUAAGUGCCCAGACCAACAGCAUAGAAAUAAACACACAGACAUGUACAUCCUCUCACUCAAUAACACAGAUCACUAUACUGACCAAUAUAGCAAUGCACACUUACAAAUUCUUUCACAUUCUCUCUCCUACACACUCUCUCUCUCAGAAUUAAUGGGACACCUUAAAUAUAUUUGUUUGGAUCCAAGAUGUAUCUGAUACUAAAAGGGACUGUGAUUUCAGAGAUGGAGGGAAUACGUGACAUAAACAGUAUCUCAUUGAAGAUUGACUCCAUUUAUACGAAAGACUUUCGAAGCAUCGAAGCAACUGCUAUUCAACCGUUCUAAAGUUCUCUGUGCAAGGAGACUGAAAAGGAGAGGGGAGGGAAAGAGAAACAAACUGCCAAAUCUUCCUCUUUCCCACCCAAUCCCCCCACUCCUUCCAGAAACUCUUUCUACAGAAGCAUGAGAACAUGAACUGAGGCCCAAAUGAGUGGGAGGAGAUAUGUUCUGUUUUAAUACUACAAUUGUUCUUACAACAAUUUUUUAACUUAAAAUGGGUCUGGAAUACUGCUAUUGAUAUGAAGAGAAUUAUUGUUACUAUUAUCAUUACUAUCAUCGUCCUUACUGUUAUAAGGUGCAAUCCCCCGUUCUGCCUUUCACGGCUGAGGUGGCGCUCUUGCAUUUUAGGCAAUGUAUUUUCAUAAUUUUGCUCGUAGUUAGUCGAUAUAAUCCUAUAAAAUUGUUAUCAUGAGAUUCAUGACUGUAGGUCAAACUAUGACACCAUGGUGUCUAACAAUUUAAAAUGUAUAUAAAUAUAAUUCAACUAUAUUGUUACUUCCAAAAAUACAGAAAAAAUAUCUAUUUAGUUUGAUGUAGAAAAUGCUUUACAUAUCAAGGCUUUUGUCUAGUCAUAAAACCACAUUUCCUUUGCCCUCUUGUUUUGGUAUAAUAUUUUGAAAUGAUGAAGGUUUGACUGAUGUAUGCUUCAGAUUGACAUUGAGGCCUAGAUUCAAUCCGGAGGGUGGAAGAGCCGCGUUAUAGCACGAUUGGCAUUUAAAGACAAUGUUCCCGCAUUCGCGGAGACUGCAUUCACAGUAAACACUGCAUUUGUCGGCUCAAUUGGAAAUGACCUCUUUAUAUCAAUUGCGCUAAAACGAGGAUAUUCCGCGUUCUGGGUUGAAUCUAGCCCUAAAUAUAUUUUUAUGCAAGAAUUCCUCUGCCAUCCAAGCUUCCUCUCACGUUGAGGCAGCGUCUGUGUAUAAAGCUGUGAAUAUACGUAUCACUUUAAACCUCACUGUGUGGAAGCCAAAGUUAGAUUCACUACUUUGUCAUUAUUCACAUUAUUUUAUGCAGAUCAAGAUGUAGCUAUUGUGCCCUGGAAAUGGCCACGAGACAAAUGGUAUUGUGAAAAAGAUGCAUAUAGUUAUUCACGUCAAAUUUGUUUCUAUUUUGUACAUUUCAAGUCAUUAUGGAUCAUUAAAGUAGUAUUUUAUUUAUUGAUAUUUCAUUGUUUAUCUAUCUACUCAUUUAAACAUGAAUUUAUGUCAGGGCUAUUCAACCGGGGGUCCGCAAAACCCACAAAACAAAACGUGAUUUUUAUAUCACUACCAAUAACAGAAUAAACAUUUUGAAUUACAUACCUACAGUGGAGAAUAUCUUAAUAAUUAUGUCAACUUUAAUCAACUCCUAAUAUAGAGCAAAUUACACUCAUUGAAGCCAAUAAUGACACGAGUGUCUGACAUAGGCUUUGAAACAGCACACGUGUAUAAGUUUCCAGUGUGGCGAGUGCUGCUGGAAAGCUUUGACUUGGACAUACAUUUUUGGCAACUCAUGGCAAACCUUUGUUUAAACAGUUGUUCUUAGUGAAAGUGUUUAAAUGACCUUUCUAGGUAAUAGGCUGUGUUUGAGUAUCCUCUUCCAAUUAUGUGGGGAGUUCAAAAUAAUGAUAAAUUAUCUAACAAGUCUAUUUUUAAAUGUUGAUUACUUCACCGUUCCAUUGUCAAUCACCUGAUGAGAAAAUGUUUAAAAAAUGUCUCAUGUAUGAUGGGGUCCCUCGGUCACCCGUUUGCCUGGGAGGGGGUCCCUGAGCAAGGAAAGGUUAAAUACCCCUGAUUUGUCAUUUUCACAGGAAUUAUACUAUUGACCUAUUUUCACCUUGCAUUUACAGUUGUAUUAGGUGCUUUCAGCUUAAUCUGUGAUCAGUUGGACAUCUCUUUUCUCCAUCACUAAAAUCAAAUAAGGGCUCUUCCAUUAUCUCUAUUUACUACUAAACACCACAUUUGAGUCCUAAAACACACCCCAGCAGUGGGAGGGUAUUGGCAGGUUACAUGCAUGAGUGCUUUCCAUCUCCGAUCUGAAGGAGAAAUGCGAGGCCUUCAGAUCCUUGUUCUUAUGCCCACAUACACUUCAGCUGUUUACACAGGCAGAACAUUGUAGUAAUACAGUUGUAUUUGACAGAUCUGAAAAAAAUGUGGUCAAAUGCCCAAUUAGUGAGAAAUAUCAGAAUUGGGCUGCCUGUGUAGACAGCCUUACAUGAGCAGAGUUCAGGAUGGGGAAUGACGUUUGUGACUGCGAUGCUGGUGAUCAAGGUUAUCCUAAUGCAGGCGAAAGCAAUAAGGACGAUGAAAAUAAUGCUCAUCCCAAUUAUGGUUUAAGAUGUAAAAAAUCUAACCCUAAAGUUCUAAAGAAUCUGUCUUCCAAAUAAUGUUUCAAAUGAAGGUACAAUGUUAUUUAACUGAAGUGCUUUCUAUACCGCUCGCUCCAUUCCCUAUGGAAGACCUCUGUUCUGCAUGUCCUCCAGGCAUCAACUCCCUGCAGAAAGCCCCCUACACAGCUGCUGCACUGUGAGAGACUAUGUACUGUUCAGCUGGUUUACAGUCACUGCAUUAUGCAAUGGGUUCAUUAUCACAUUCCUCUUAGAAUAAGGUAUGAAUGCCUGUUCCUGCUGCUAUGACAACCUUACCAUUUACUAGUGUUGGGUAAAUGUGGCAGUGACAAACUUGUUUUGCAGUGUUUUUCACCACCAUCUCAUAGCAGGAUUCAAGAGGUGUAUAAUUACGCUGUCAGGAGAUGGAAGGAUCUGGCUGUAUAGAAAGCACCAUCUUGUUUAAGAGAAUAUUUUAAACUGAUGAGAAGUAUGAGCAGAUGAACAGUAACUAACAGAAUGUGAUAUACAUAUGCACAUUCAUAAACAAAUAUAUGAAUGUCAAAUGUUUAGAGAAUAAUAAAUUAGAAUUAUAAUAAAAUGCAGAAAUAAAA
This is a messenger RNA of Salvelinus fontinalis (brook trout), 13104 nucleotides long. RefSeq names its product SH3 and multiple ankyrin repeat domains 1 (gene shank1). The record is from RefSeq and is a predicted model, not a curated record. Gene Ontology annotation, molecular function: ionotropic glutamate receptor binding; synaptic receptor adaptor activity. The coding region runs from base 442 to 7884 and encodes 2480 amino acids. Lineage: Eukaryota; Metazoa; Chordata; Actinopteri; Salmoniformes; Salmonidae. The transcript has 26 exons. Gene Ontology annotation, cellular component: dendritic spine; postsynaptic density; postsynaptic membrane.